Penicillium maclennaniae is the source of this 1269-nucleotide messenger RNA. RefSeq names its product protein gprD (gene gprD). The record is from RefSeq and is a predicted model, not a curated record. Gene Ontology annotation, cellular component: plasma membrane. Gene Ontology annotation, biological process: adenylate cyclase-activating G protein-coupled receptor signaling pathway. NCBI's taxonomy places the organism in Eukaryota, Fungi, Ascomycota, Eurotiomycetes, Eurotiales, Aspergillaceae. Gene Ontology annotation, molecular function: G protein-coupled receptor activity. The transcript has 3 exons. Bases 1 to 1269 code for a protein of 422 amino acids.
AUGCUAUCCAUAUUGCGUUCCCUGGCCUCCAGGGAUAGCGACGAUGCUCUUGUACGCCGCUGGGAGUUCCGUGAUGAAGCCCCGCUGAAAGGUAGCGACCGUUCGCUCUUUAUUGCCAUGGGAUUUUUCGGCUUACUAUCCUUGGUCUCGACAUUUUCGCUUCUAUCUUUCCUUACCUAUCGAUUCAUUUACUGGCAGCGUUACUACAAAAGCCCACUCGGCAAGAAUCAAUACGUUGUCCUCAUUUACCAACUUCUGCUCGUCGAUCUCCAGCAGGCCAUUGCCUUCACGAUUACCCUGUAUUGGGUGUCUCGUGGUAGCGUUCAAUUCGGAACACCUGCCUGCUACCUACAAGGAUGGUGGAUUCAGACCGGUGAUCCUGGCAGCGGCCUAUUUGUCCUAUCUAUCGCCUUCCACACGGUUGCUGUCGUACUUCGUGGGCGACAAUUACCAUUCAACAUCUUCGUAUACUGUGUCAUUGCACUGUGGACGUUCAUUCUUAUUCUGGGCUUCAUUCCAGUUGGCCUCUAUGGCUCAAAAUCCUUUGUUAUCUCGGAAGCCAAUUGGUGCUGGUUGAGUCCCGAAAACGAAAACGAACGUCUCUGGGGACACUAUAUCUUCAUCUUCCUAGCCGAGUUCCUAAAUCUCAUCCUCUAUGGAUUGCUCUUCACAUUCCUCCGCCGCAGGAUGCGCCAAGCCAAGCAGUUGCGUCGAGGUCAGCAAGAGAGUCUCCACCGGCUGAACCGAGUGGUCAUUUACAUGGUUAUCUAUCCGCUUGUGUACUUAGUCUUGUCACUGCCGCUUGCUGCUGGCCGUAUGGCUACUGCUCGUGGGAAUCCUCCGGGGAAGACCUACUUCGGUGUGGCUGGCUGCUUGAUGUCACUAUCGGGUUUCAUGGAUGUCGCAGUCUACACUCUCACUCGUCGCCAUUUGAUCAUCGAUACCGAGCAUUCUACUACGGACCGGAACUACGAUGGAACGGAUUCUCAAUGGCAGACUCAGAUCACAACCACCGUUGGUGCUCAGUCCAAGAAGGGCGGAUACGGUAAAGGAUCUCGAUUCGGCUCCAAAUGGCAUCGCAGUGCACCCACUUCGGACAAAGAAAUUGGAACUAGUCCCUUUGAAGGAUCGACCGAAGAGAUCGUUCCCAAAGAUGGCGUGGAAAUGUCUGAUUUCGGAGGUGUGUACCAAGAAACAACCAUCGAGAUCUCUCACGAACCCGCCAACUCGGCGGAGUCGGUCGCGCAGAGUGCAAAUCACAGCGGUUGA